Drosophila serrata is the source of this 2771-nucleotide messenger RNA. It is a transcript of the gene Acn, whose product is annotated as apoptotic chromatin condensation inducer acinus. The record is from RefSeq and is a predicted model, not a curated record. Gene Ontology annotation, molecular function: RNA binding. Gene Ontology annotation, biological process: RNA splicing. Gene Ontology annotation, cellular component: precatalytic spliceosome; ASAP complex. Lineage: Eukaryota; Metazoa; Arthropoda; Insecta; Diptera; Drosophilidae.
CAAAGCAACCCUUCAUAUUGAUGGCGGAUUUUGACGCUCUUUUUCUGGCCAAAUAAAUUUUCUUUUCGAGCCAAGGUGCUGUCGCAACAACGAAAGUGGACCCAGAUCUUUCCAGUGUUGCUCCGAGAUUUUCACAGCCAUGAGACGGCGCAGCGAGCGAAAAAAAUCGUCGUCGCCCGCCCCGGUGCCGGCACGGCGUAGUCGCCGCUCCCGCAAGGUGUCUGAGAACGAGAAGACCGAGGACGAAACUCUUGUCCAAAAGGAGGUCGACACGCCGGAGCCGCCGCCAGCCAGCGCCUCUCGCGAAGAAAUCAAUGAGCCCCGAGCCUCCAGCGAGGAGCCCGUCGAGUCACCAGUGCGCAAGAGUCGCUCCAGCCGCGCGACGCCCAAGAAACGGACGGAGGCCAAGAGCGGCGAAAAGAAGGUUGAAACUAUACCAGAGGAGGAAGCCGAGAACGGUCAGGAUCUGUGUAGCAAUAACGUUGAAAAGGAAAAGGAGGCGGACAGCAAAGACAGCGAGCCGGAAGUCGAAGCCAUAAACGUAUUGCCAACUAAGAAAGCAGCCAACAGCGAGCAGGAAUCCCCCGCAGAGGAAGCCGAGACAGUGGCAAUUGCAGCCGAGGAAAAGGAUGAUGGCAAAAAGGAAGGAGGCCAACCCCAGAUGGAUGCUGCCGAUGAGGAUGAUGGGAAUCACAAGGGCGAGCAGAUUGAAGAGGUAAAAGUUCCUUCUCCUUCAGGUAGCCUAACGGCCGGUAAGGAUGAGGAACAACUAAAAACAUCAAGCGAUGUAUUAGACAUUCAGAUAGAAGACGUCGAAGAAAGGGACGAAGAAGCCCCGGCCAGCUGCCCACCUGGUUCACAACGAUCAGAGCGUAGGGAUUCGAAGAAGAAACACAAGGAUCAGAAGACAGAGUCCGAAAGGAGCCUAGCCAAGAAUGAGGAUCCGGAAGAGGGAGAGCAGGAGGAGCAAAAGGAGAACCGCAAGCAGGCAGAGGAUAAGCCAGAACAAACCCAGGAAGAAGACACAGAUCUUCAAAAGGACAAGCACGACUCAUCUGCGAUCAACAACAUCAAUAGCAACAGCAGCGCCAACAUAAUCAGCACCACAGCCACCGCUGUGCUUCAGCAGCAGCGCUCGGUGAAGAAGCGCCGGUGGCUGACGAAUAAAAAGUCAUCUGAUCGUGCUCCACCAGUGCUGGCCAUUUCGACUGAUUCCCUAAAGAAUAUCAUCGACGAUGUUGUUCAGCCAGUGCCCCUAAGCGACGUGCAAUUGGACUCUUCCUCGGAGGAGGAGGGUCUCGUCACCAGCGACCGCGACUCCGACCACUCUGCUUCGUCAACCCGGGCCAAUUCCGAGGUUCGCAAGGAUCGGGAGUGCGACAACGAGAACAACGUUCCCGAAACAGGCGCAGAGGCGUCGUCGGCGGCGGACAAGGAGAGUACAGGAGCAGCCAACGUUCGAACAGCUUCCCCGCCAGCUACUGCUGACUCGGUGAAGGCGCAAGGCAAAGCCACCGUCGCUACGGCAGCUCCUCACGUAGUCCGCUCUCCUAGUCCAGCCCGCAAUCGAGCCAGCCACGUGCUCUACAUCACCAAUCUGGUGCGACCCUUCACAGUGCUGCAGCUGAAGGGACUGCUGGCCAGGACAGGCAAGAUUGUUGAUGAGGAUGGGUUCUGGAUAGAUCGCAUUAAGUCCAAGUGCUACGUUGCCUAUUCCACAGAGGACGAGGCUAUUGAAACACGCCAUGCUCUUCACGGAGUGCGCUGGCCAGUGUCCAAUCCAAAGUGCUUGAACGUGGAUUUUGGCAGUCGGACGGACAUGGACCGUGCGAUUCAAUCGACAAAGGACGAAGCGCCCAGGUAUGGACAGGAGAACACCAGGGAUAACCAGCAGGCGGGCAAUACAUGGUCUCGAUUGGAUGUUACAGACAAAAAGCCUGUGCGCCCGGUACGAGAAUGGGAUGUGGGUAAAAAGGAGCCGACUGACCACGAUAACAAGGCCAAUAACGAGCGUCGUCGAGGCGGUAGCAAGGAUCGACUGGAGCCAAGAUCCCGGGAUGCGGAACGUAGCGGACAGGAUCGCAAACGCUCUAGGGACAGGGAGGUGCGUGGAGGACGCGAACGGGACCGAAUCGUUGGCGGUGAUCGCAAUGUACCUGGUCGUAGUCGUAGCGGAUCACCUGUGGCCAAAAAUAAAAAGAAGGAUGAGCCUCCUAUCAGGCUAUUGGAUGAUCUAUUCCGUAAGACUAAAGCAACACCCUGCAUCUAUUGGCUGCCACUGACGCCGGAAGCGAUUGCAGAAAAGGAGGCAUUCCGUCAAAAACGCAUCGAAGAGCACAAGCAGCGCAUCAAGGAGCGGGAGGAUCGGCAGAAAGAGCGUGAGAAGGACCGUGAGCGUCAGCGCGAUACGCGCCGGAAUCGUUCAAAUGAACGACGACGUUCACGCAGUCGUGAUCGCGACCGUCGACGUUACUAGGCUGAGGCUAAGGCGAAAGCAAUGGCUUGAGAUUCGGCUAAUAAACGUUGAAAAUAUAACUCUCAAAAAUCGAACAUCAGCAAUUCAACAACAACAAUAGCAGCAACAAGACAGAAAUUAAACAGCAACUAAAAACUUCUUUAAAGUACUCCCAAACCUUUUCAAUCCCUUCGAGCGUUUUUGCGUUCUCAAUACCCAACGACGUUGUAAUGUUCAACUUGAAGUGAUCGAACGAACGCACUUCAAUUUGAAUAUUUCUGAAUACGUUGUUCCAUAAAUUUUGAAACUUUUUUAG